Zootoca vivipara (common lizard) is the source of this 4560-nucleotide messenger RNA. RefSeq names its product chromosome 13 C15orf40 homolog (gene C13H15orf40). Gene Ontology annotation, cellular component: cytoplasm. NCBI's taxonomy places the organism in Eukaryota, Metazoa, Chordata, Lepidosauria, Squamata, Lacertidae. The record is from RefSeq and is a predicted model, not a curated record.
GAUGUGCGGGGAAUGGCUGGGUUGGCCCUUCUCGCUUCCCGUCGGGGUUCGCGUUCGUGGAAACUUCCCUGGGCUGCUGCGGCCGGUGGGCUGAGGGGAUACGGAGGCAGCGGCGGCGGCAGCGUCAUGCCUAAGAAGGGGAAAGCACAGAGUAAGGAUAUAGUAAAGUCUUCGGUUCCUUCAGGCCCUGUGGCAACAGAUAAAAGCGGCUCUGUUACCAUCUCUGUCCAUGCCAAACCUGGCUCCAAACAAAAUGCUGUAACAGAUGUGACGACAGAUGCAGUCGGUGUGGCCAUUGCUGCUCCUCCAUCCGAAGGGGAGGCCAACGCAGAGCUAUGUCGCUACCUCUCUAAGGUCCUCGAGGUUAAGAAGAGCGAGGUUGUGUUGGAGAAGGGAGGCAAAUCUCGAGAAAAAGUAGUGAAGAUUUUGGCACCAGUGACUCCCGAUGAAGUUUUAGAGAAACUGAGAAAAGAAGCUGCCAGCUGAGACAUUUCCAAAGCAACAAAUGAGAAAAGUCGUCUCAGCAGGUCGUUUUGCUGAAGGUGAAGGACAAAGGUUAUACACAGGAGAGCACAUUUUAAAAGGUGGCAGAGAAGCUCAACGUGCCUCUGUAGACAACCGCAAAGAUGAAUUUAAGAGAGAUCACAAGGUGUGGAUACACUUAAUGUCAUAACACAAGGUACAAAAGCUAAUGUUAUUUGAGAGAGCCUCAGGACUCCCAAGACUUCAUUAAUUGGAAAAGAUGAAAAUUGUGGUAUAACAGAUAUUAUUUUAUUGCCAGAAUUUAUAUACUGCUUAAUUGACGUAAACCUCUUAAGUGGCUUACAUCGGACCAUAGCAACUAUUCAUUAAAAUCACCAAUAAAAACAAAUGUUAAAAACCAGCUGACAUAGCAUUGAUGAGGAUAUAAAUAAAACCAACAGUUUUUAAAGCAGAUACACAUAAAAAAAUGAUAUUCAAAUUACAUGUCUGGGUAGACUCACCUAAAGUGUGUAGCAGGUGCUGAAAUCAAUACAGCGAAGGCACCUCUCUGACAUCAAUGGGCAGGGAGUUCUGAAGAGUAGGUGCUAGCAAACUGAAGGAUCAGUGACUUGGAAAUGCAGAACAAGCAUUAUGUGGCACUUGCAAAAGUGGCAGUUCUGCAAACAGAAGUGGGCAAAUGAGCACAUUGGGCAGUGCUCUCUUUUUUUAUAUGGGGGGGGGUGGGAGAUGCCGGAACUCACCAUGAAGUUGUUAAAGUAAGUGCCGGUACCAUGUACCCUUGAGUACCCUGGGGGGAAGCACUGCAUGCCGGGCAAGGCGAUCCUUUUCGAUGGGUCACUGCUGGAAGUUCUCCAAAUAGCAUUUUUUUAAAAAAACACACACACGCACGUGUGCCUGGAAGUAGAUUACUGUUUUUGGAAGUGUUAAAAUGUUGGACAUUGUUGCCUGUGGUGUGUGCACUCAACCCAAGAGCGUCUCUAGAAAAUAGGUUUUGCAGGUUGCCGUGGUUUAAUAAUUUGUAAAACCUGUUUAGCCAAAGUCCACAGUGGGUGAAAAAUAAAUGCAUGACUACACCAAGGGGAACAAGGCUUCUGUCCAUUCUGCUCGCAGAUCCCUUAGAAAUGAUUAUCUGCCUUCAAACUCGGUGCCUGGACAACAUUUGGAAGACCCGUUUUGUUCUUGUGUUAGUAAAAAUCUCUCUCCUGUAGUAUAUUAGUAUACUUGCUGCCGUUUGCUAUGCUUCAUAUCUGCAUAUGAGAAACCAUUGCCAGUCUCUCACCUGUAUCUAUUGCAAUGAAGAUGGAACUGUAUGAACUUUUUCUCCCUCUGCUGUUCCCCAUCCACAAGCUAGGGAGAAACAUCUCAUAAGAGAAUGCGAAUUCUGAUCUUGCUAUGUUCUGCCUUUCCAGCUCUCCUUUGGAAUUAAUGUUUUCUGACUGCAUGUUUCAAAACUGGGUUUUCUGGUUCUUUGCUUUCCCAUCCUAUUGGGUUUCCUGCCUUGUUACAUGGCCAAGGGUGCCUUAGGUACUGAGGCGCUCAUUUCAAAAUACAGCAGGCCUGACACGCUGUCAGCUCGAUGAUUUGUGUCUGCCAGAGACUCCCACUUAUACCACUGAUUCCAUGGUUUGUCAAAUAGCAGUGUACAGCCAACGGGACUUUCUGUGUGGCCAUUGAGCUGGAGGAUAUUCACUCCUUUGACCUGUACUGGAAAAGUAAGGGGCUUCCCUUGGGGAAAUGCUGUGAGCAGGGGGGCGGGGACACACUGCCUGCGAUCUUGGAGACAGUGGGGACUGGGAUAUGGCAGCAACUGGCCUCUCUGGGACUUGGAACUGAGAAAAAAAGCAGCUUUCAAAUCUCUGCCACCAAUCAGUGGAUUCCAGUCUCAACUAAAACCCAGCUUGAUCAUCACCUCAUUUGUCUCUCUUGCUUUUAUUCAUUUAUGUUCUUUCUCAUGUUCUCUGUGUCUCAGUGGCAGCAAGAACUCUGAUAUGAAUUACUUAUCAUUUUUCCAUGCUAAGGCUGUCAGAAAGUCCGCUGCAAUGCUAUGUAAGUUCCCUCAUAAGUCAGUCCCAGCCUGUGUUAGAUGAGGUUUCCUUCCAGGAAAGUUUGCAUAGGAUUGUGCUUUAGCUGAUUUACCACAAUUGCCUGAGUUUUGAUUGUCUGAUUUACUUUUCCCCUUGCACUAUUUAGGCAGGCUUCCCUUUUAAUUUUGUGGUUCACCUUAAAUGACUGUGUUCAUGUUCUUCUUCUUGCUGAGUGGUGCAGUUAAGUAAUUUUGGACUCUGGACUUAAUGGUCUUUAGAUGAUUAAUGCCUAGGCCAUCACUUAUAUCAAGAGUGGUUAAACCACCCCUGCUGCUUCCUGCUCAUUCUUUUCUUUGAGACCCUGGACCACAGUCCUGUAUUGACUGCACCACCAUAGCUGCCAAGUUAUCCCUUUUUAAAGGGAUUUUCCCUUAUGCUGAAUAGGCUUCCUCGCGAGAAAAGGGAAAACUUGGCCGCUAUGUGCACCACUGUUCCUUCCUACUUAAAAUGAUUCACUUAUUCCCCCAAAUGCUACCCUCUUUAUAUUCUCUGAAUCAGUCUUUCAGCUGCUUUUGUUUGCAUCCCUCUCCUCCUUCCUGCACAAAACCUCCCAUUGCAUUAUUUUUAUUUUGCUCUCCAUGCUCUCCUUCAUCCAUCUUAAUAAGCCGUUGAAAUUGACAUCUUUUUCAGUAACCUGCAGCUGCUAUUUUACUGGGAAGUAGUAACCCCAAGAAAGCUAGGAACUUUGUCUUCAUUACGUCCCCUUAUUCUUAUUAUUUCCACUUUGGGUGCCUCUAAAACGGCCUUCACCAGCUGAGCUUCGGUUUAUUGCAGCUUCCUCUGUUCUGCAUCUUAAAAACUUUUCUUUUCACAAGAUCCAUUGUUCUAUUUGCAUACUUUCACUCUAGCUGUUUGGUCCCUUGUUCAGGAGCACAGUCACUUACAAACCAUUUGCGCUCCAAAAGGUUGCAAACGGGAAAGUCCAGAAUAGCCCUUUUGGCACCGGGAAGCAAGGAGCAACCUGGAUUCAUUUAGCAGCUUCCUCUGAAAAUGAGCCCUCGGCGCCCCAACCUGCGGGGUCGCGGUUUCGCCCAAAACCUGACAUCGUCCGUUCACUUGAAAACGGUGCCAAACACUGGCAAAUGGCCUCCUGCAAUGUUUGGCCUGGCAAACCCCAUGUUUCACAGUAGGCCAUAAAAUGAGCUCUCAGCGCACUAAGAAAGGCUUCAUUUCAGGUGGCAAUGAAGACAUAGGAUACAUGCAUCAGGGCCAGGCUUUGGGGCAGAAGUCCAGAACUCAGCUAGAUAGGCAGGAGGGCCCCAAAUGCAGCAGGAGCAGCUUGCUGAAUUUUGAAGUAAGUGGAGAAACAUAUAUUGCCAUCUGGGGACUACCACCCUUUGUCAGAACAUUAAGUGCAGAGUCUAAAAUGGUCUUAACUGCACCACUGGGAGCAAGGAGCUAUAUCACCCACUGGAAAGCUUCCUGCCUUCUGGAGUUUCAGUUAGCCAUGCCCACCAUUUCUUUGUAGCCAGAAGAAGUGAGUCUUACGGAUUUUUCUUUUAUUGUUCUCAAAAAAAGCAAGCUGACUUUUAGUAUGUCAUUUCACACACCGCAUUCUGUACAAAUCACUGCAUACACACAGCCCUGCUGUGUUUUCAUGAUAAAGUUUUGCCUCUUCCCUGAAACCCAGACUCAUCCGUCUAAUGUGAGUCUGCAAGCAUUCUAUCUGUUGAAGGGUCUCUUGGCAACCUGCAGAUUCAGAAAUUGCCCUUUUUGCCACCUGCACCAUCAGCAGAAGGCCGGCUUGCCUUGACUUUUAGAACUGGGCUGGGGUUUUACAGCUCCCCGCUAGCAUUUACCCUUUUGCAAAGUGCACAUCUCAGGGCUUCUAAUGCAUCUGACAGCUCAGAAUCCAGAGUACAUCUCAGGUCUCGGCUGCUCACCAAAUGACAUCCUGCUGGAAGCGAAAUUGCAAUGAAACAACUAGAAGGCACUUCCCCUUUCCCCCAGAAGAGAAUUGUCAAGCAGUCUUUGGCUGCCUUCUCUCUCUCUC